Messenger RNA from Nylanderia fulva, 2178 nucleotides. It is a transcript of the gene IntS10, whose product is annotated as integrator complex subunit 10. Lineage: Eukaryota; Metazoa; Arthropoda; Insecta; Hymenoptera; Formicidae. Gene Ontology annotation, biological process: snRNA processing. The record is from RefSeq and is a predicted model, not a curated record. Gene Ontology annotation, cellular component: integrator complex.
UAUAUAUUUGAUACUCUGUGUGAAGGGGGCACAACUUUCGCUGGCGUUUACAAGUUACAUAACCUAAAUAAAUCUUCAAUAGAAGGGAAACGAACGUAAGAUUUGUCGUAUAAGAUAUAUGUAUAUUCUAACGUUUUGAGAGAGAUUACACGUUUUAUAUAUAAUACAUUAUGUUGGAUAAACCAUCUGGCCCGGAUAAUCAAUUAUCCAAGGAAGAAUAUUUAAUAAUGAGAGCUAAAGAAGCGUUACCGAUCGAUAUUUAUGCUGCUAAAUCGUGGCUAAUUACUGCAAAAUCUUUAUUUCCGCAUAGUGCAAAAGUCCAGUUUGAGGCAUAUCGAAUUGAGAAAUUGUCAAAAAAUGUAAAAGAAGCAGCAAAAUGCUUCAGCGAAAUAUUCCAAAAUUUUCCGGACGAUCGUGAUAUAUGGAAAGAGAUAGAAACAGUGACAACAUGUCUUCGCUUGGAACAGUGUGAUAGUGAAGCGGACUUUUUGUGCCAAAUGUUUCAACAUAUUCCACAGGAUUUGCAACAUAGAUUACUUGUGAUGACAGCUGAUCAUAGUGAAGACACAAUGGAGCAUUGCAAAUUAUUACUUUUAUUGCUACGCAGGUUUCCUCAAACCAUAGCGACUCAUGGACCACGUUUGGUGGAAACUCUCUUAACAGCGGAGAAACAUAGCCAUCCAGGUCGUGCGGUGAAUGGUUUCAGAAGAUUAUUGGCAUGCGAUGCAUUGCCAUUGCUUGGUGCUGCUCCGGUGGAAUUAAAUCCUCGUCUUAGUUUAAGAUUACUUUGUAAGGCCGUGGAAUUUUACUUGGCGUAUAUACAACAACCGCAGGAUGCGCAAAUUCAAAAUCCAUGGGACAGACUUUUCCAAAUUGUGGAAUUGAUAGGUCAGAAAUUAGGAUGGGAGUUGAGCAGUCUAUUUUCUGUACCUUGGAAUCGCGAAACGUACAGCGACAGACUGCAACAGUAUGCCAUUGCGCAUAAUACGGGCCUAUGCGACGAGCUUAUAGUCAGACAAUUACUGAUGUCUACAAUUGUAAUAUUAUUGAGAAUACUGAACGAACAUGCUACUCUUAUUAAUAAUGACGAGACAAUGUAUUGUCUAGUGGAGGCAUUUGGAGAAGGAAUGCAUUCUUCCGCAGAGCCGAAAUUGAAGAAACGAAAACGAGAGGAUAAUACAGCUAUAAUAGUGACCAGUGAUAGCGAUUAUAAUGGCAACGGUUUAGCAUUGGCGGUAAAAUUAUGGGAUCUAUUGCAUAGCAGUGACUAUCUUCAAAGAGAAAUUGGCAAAUUGAGUCAACAGUUACGACUAGAUAACUGGUUGAAUCCAUUUUUAACGGAUUUGGCAAUGUACAAAGGUUUACAUCAUGAAGUAUUAGCCAGAUUAUCGCAAGAAGGCGGUAAUCUAUCUGUUAAUCUUCGUUUAGCCAGCACAUGUUUCUUUUUGAGAGAUUAUAAGGGAAUGCUGGAACAUAUUGUUCUAGUUGCGAGUUUGUUACCCACUGUACCAGGCAAGGUAUCUCACAAUUUGACAGUUUCAAGCAUAAGGCAUUUACAUUAUCUGACUCUCGCACGUUUUCCUAUUUUACAAUACUGUUGCAAAUUGCUUCUUUUAGCUAUAAAGGAAAACUUUUCUUUACUCGGAAGUGUCGGAGACUUGGCUAUUGGACACGCAUUGGUCUUAAUACAGAUAGAUUGGCCACAAGAAGCUAGUACGCUGACUGCAAUAACAGAGAGAAUUCUUAAUCGCGGAAGUUUUGCUUAUCCAUUAUUCCAAACGUAUAUAAUAUGUGUGGAUAUUUUAGAAGAAUUAACAUACUUAUGGACCGAACAUGGUGGAGGAGUGUCAUUGGACAUAACUACAGGCGUUGGAGUUUUACAAAAUCGCCGUAUCACUACUCGCGGUGCUGAUAAAGGAGUUCGCGAGGAGGUGAAACAAGCUAUGCGUCGACAAGCCGCGCGGGAUGGCAUUGAUCCAUUAGACGAAUUGUUGCAAAAAUUCAUAGUAAACGAAAAAGCCGCCAUUUCACAUAGUUUAAUUAUCUCGUAAACUUUGGAUUUUUACUAUUUGUAUCGUUACUCGUGACAUACAGUGAGAGAAAGUUUGUAUAUGAAAUAUUUUGUAUAUAAAACAAUUGUUUUAUUCAGUAACAAUAAAUGUGAAUUUUUGCAAACUA